GAAAUUUACUGCACAGUUAAUGGAACUAAGCCUAAGAAAUAUUCUCCUCUCAUCGUGUUUCGCCAUUUGUCUCGCCUAUGUAAUCCACCAACACUUCUCACAGACAUCGGAUCCACGUGUAUAUCAUGUGACACCACCAUCAUUGGAAUUGGAUGACCGUCUAAUUUCAAAUGACAAGUACAGUAAAGUCGACAAGAUUCAUUUACAAUCGUACACCGGGCCUGAAAGCUUCGCUCUGCACAAUGGCUCUCUAUACACCACUGUAAUGGAAGGUAAAAUAUUGAAAAUAAGCGAUGCUGGGAUUACUGUUCAUGUAACACUCGCCUCACCAGAUUGCACUGAUUCUCAUCAGUGCAGUAGACCAUUAGGUUUGAGAAUGUUGAAGAAUUCCAGACAUCUUCUUGUGACUGAUGCAUACUUGGGUGUAUAUUCUGUAUCCCUGGAAGACGGUGGUGUUCAGAAGUUGUUUCCUUUGAAGGAUGAUUUCAAAGUUACAUUUUUCGAUGAUUCAUUUCUCCUCCCGAAUGGUAGUGUUUUUAUCACUGAAGCUAGUACAAAUUAUACUAUACAUGAAUUGUGGUCAGCACUUUUGGAGGGAUUGCCUAGUGGAAGGUUAAUUAUGGCCGACACAAAUACGGGUAAACACAGUGUAAUACUCGACAAUUUACGUUUUCCCAAUGGAAUCGAGCUUCAUAAUGACGGUAAAUCUAUCCUGGUUGCUGAAUCAAUGAAGUUACGCAUAAUACGGGUACCACUAGAUGGUGGUGAAGUUACCGUGUUCAGAGAUGGUUUACCAGGUUCACCGGAUAACAUAAGAGCCAGUCCACGUGGGGGUUACUGGGUUCCAGUUCAAGGUUUGCCUGAUUCACCAGUGAUGGCAUUUAUCUUUAAGCAGCUACCCGCUUGGCCUAAUGUUCGUUAUCUUUUCUCCAAGGUGGGUUCUCUUUAA
Molecule: messenger RNA, 949 nt
Organism: Trichobilharzia szidati
Lineage: Eukaryota; Metazoa; Platyhelminthes; Trematoda; Strigeidida; Schistosomatidae
Source: the annotation of a GenBank genome assembly